Cryptosporidium muris RN66 is the source of this 5217-nucleotide messenger RNA. RefSeq lists its product as uncharacterized. The transcript has a single exon. Lineage: Eukaryota; Apicomplexa; Conoidasida; Eucoccidiorida; Cryptosporidiidae. The coding region runs from base 1 to 5217 and encodes 1738 amino acids. Gene Ontology annotation, biological process: regulation of transcription by RNA polymerase II. The record is from RefSeq and is a predicted model, not a curated record.
AUGGAAAAUUUUGUAAGUGAAGUAAGAGGUACAAAAAGUACUAAGAUAUCCGAGUUACAAGCGAAUAAUCCCCAGUUACAGAAUAGGAAGAUGGUAUCAGAGAAACGUAGAGUUACUAGAUCUAUGAGGAAGCAGAUAGUAGAUAAUGAGGUACUUAAUUUAACAACAGAUAUAUUAAAUACUACACCAAGUACUAAGAAUAUACAUAAUAAUGAAUAUUUAAGUAGUACAAAUAUGAAGAAAAAGAAAAAAUUGACUAAGAUACAUGCAAAAAAUAAGAAAGGAAAUAUAGUAUCUAAUAAAACUUUGGAUAUAUUAAAUAAAGAUAAGAUGAAUUCUAAAUCUAUUAGUCAAGAAAUAGAUAAUGAAAUAACAUCUGUUACCUUUAUUAAUGAGAAUUCUCAAAGUACUAAAGUUAUAGGAUCAUCAAGAUUAGCAAAAAUUAGUUGGAGUAAAUUUGAUUCAUAUUUUCGUCUAAUUCCUAUUGGUAAGAACAAAGAGAAAAUAAUGAAUACAUUACCAAUAUCUAAUGUACAAAGAAAAAUAGCUUUAACUGAAAUAUCAUAUGUAGAAGAGCUAUUAAGAUCUGAAUUCCCUUGGGGUCCAAUAGGAGAAUCAUAUCCUUAUCUAACAUUAAAAAAACUUUCUUUACCACCAUUAUAUUUACCUAAUUGUAAUAUGGAAUAUAUUUUGGAUUUGAUAUCUAGAUAUAUAAUUAAGGGUAGGUCAAAUAAUAUAAAAUCUAAUUCAGAGAUUCUUAAACCUUGGAUUGUAUUAUUUAAGCUUCCUCAUUCUAUCUCUAUGGUAAUUUUUGAUUCUAAAUUACCAAUAGAACAAUUUAAACAAAUAGAAUCAGAAAAUUCCAUUAAAUUAGAAUCUUCUUUAAAUAUAUUAAAUUUAAAUUCUUCAGAUGAAUUAUUAGAAUUUGAUUCUAAUAAGAAUAUUACAGAAUUAUAUUCUAAUUGGGAUCUUCAUUGUUUUAUAGAAUUAUCAUAUUAUCAAUAUUAUUAUAUCUGCAAAUUUUUAGAAAAUGUAUAUUAUAAUUAUGAUUCAAUACAUAAAAGAAUCCUAUUUAGUAUGGUAAGGGAUAUAGAACAAUAUCCAAAAUAUAUUAAUGUAAAUGAUGUUAUUAAGAAAAAAUCAGAAGAAUUUCAAACAAUAGUAUCAAAUUAUUUAGGAUAUCCAAUAGAUUUAAACCAUUUUUUUACAUAUCCAGAAGUUCCAAAGUCUGAUAUUAUUGAUGUGGAUAAAAUUAAACAAGAAGUUAAAUUUAGUGUAUUUGAUAAUUUAAAUUCUAUAAACAGUACAGAUUUAUUGGUUGACAAUAUGUGGGAUUCUUAUCAUACUUAUGAUCCUAUAUAUUGGUGGAUUGAUUUUGUUUUAUCUCAGAAGAUUACUGAAACUUUUAAUGGAUGUAAAUAUAUUGGGGAUUCAAAUCAUAAGAUAGCUAUACGUCCUGAUUAUCAAACUUUAGCUGAAAUUCCUUGUUGUAUUUAUCUUGGAGGAUUAUGGUGGCUAGAUCCUACAAAUCCUUUAAAGUUAUAUUCAAAUAAAGAUGAAUCUUUAUAUGAUUCUAGUGAUAUAGAUGAUAAUAAAAAAGUAGAAUCAGUACCAUAUUGUAAUUUAUUACACCCUUAUACAAUGAGAAUAUUUGAACUUGAUGAAGAUUUUAACUUUGUUCAGGCAAAUUUAGAGAGAUUUGUUCCAAUAUAUAGUGAAAUUGUGGAAACUUUAGGAACUAUGAAAUAUAAUAUAGAAGAACAAAUUUCAAGAGAAAAUGACAAAAGUAUACCAAUUGCAAAUAUUCCAACUUUAUGUACAAAUAUUAUUCAACGAUAUAAAGUUGUAAAUUCUUGGUCAAAAUUAAGAAAUCAAAUAUGUCUAGGAUAUAAAGACUUAGAAGUUAAAAAUAUAUUAUCAAAUACAACUGUACAAUCUAAUACAAAAGUUGAUACAGAAGAAGAUAAGAAAGAUAUAACAAAUCUUACAUCAAUAAAAGUUUCUAAUAUAGAAGAUAAACCUAAUUUAACUUCUACAGAAUUAACCAAUAUUUGUUGUAUUUGUUUUGGUUCACAAACAGAUACAAUUUGUCCAUUUGUAGAAUGUGUACGUUGUGGGAUUGUUGUACAUGCUCCAUGUUAUUCUAUAAAUAUACCUUCACAUGAAUUAUUAGAUUUCUAUGGUUGGUUAUGUGAUCGUUGUGAAUUAGAAAAGAAGAGCUUAGGUACACAAUAUUUAAUAAAUUUUACUGCUGGUAAUAUUAAAUGUUCAUUAUGUUCUCAUAGAGGAGGUGCUUUUAAACGAACUACUAAUCCGGGUGAAUGGGUACAUAUAGUUUGUGUUAUUUGGCUUUUACCUUUAGUAACUUGUGAAGAUUGGUUGAAUUUAGAUUUAUGGAAUAUUUGGAGAAUUAAUAGGAGACCAAAACAGGAUCAAUAUAUUGAAGAAUUAUUACAAACAUUAAAGGUAGCAAAUUAUACAUGUAAUACUGAAGAUCAACUGAAUACUAUUAAUAAGGAUGAAAUAACCAAUAAUUUUAAAUGUAAUAGUAGCCAAUGCACAUUUUGUCAAAAUGAAGCAACAGCAAGCCUUAUUAAAUGUAGUUUCUCAUGCUGUAAAGUUUUUUAUCAUCCUAUAUGUGCAUGGUUGAAUGGAAUAUAUAUUUAUAUUGAUGAAGAACCCAACUAUAAUUCUGGUAGUUCUCUAUUAGAAUAUUUAUAUAAUAAGGAGAAUUUAUUAGAUACAUGUAUGAGGAUGAUUAAUAUACACUCUUAUUGUAUAGAACAUAGUCAAUAUUUAAGACCUGAGCGUGAUGUUACUCAUCAAUCAAAUUUACGUAAGAGGAGGUAUGUUAAUCGUGAUUUAUUUCCAGAUUUAUAUAGCAGUAAAUAUAGCCAAAAGAUAAGUAGAAAUUCACAAGGGACAGUACAACGUUCAAGAAAUAGACCUGUAACUCGUUCUAAUUCUUGGGAAUCAACAAUUCCAUUAGAAACAUCUACAAAUAAUAUAAAUGAUGGUACUUAUAGCAAAUCUGAAUAUUAUGCUACAGCAUUAAUUCCAGAUAAGUACAAUCCAAAUAUUUGUUCUGUGUGUUUAAAAUCUAACAUUAUAGAUUGUGGAAAUAUAACAUCUAAUUCAAAUGAAUAUUUAUCUUAUACUAUUUGUAUGGGUAAGGAUGAAAUUUUAGAUUUAGGUUUGAUUAGAUGCAAAUGUUGUGGAAUAACUGUACAUUGGACAUGUUAUGGACUAAAUUUAUUACCUAAAUCUUUUGUAUGUCAAAUUUGCAAAAUUGGACUUAGAUCAGAAAAUAUACCUUGUAUUUUAUGCCCAAGGAGAGGAGGCGCAUUAAAGAUUGCUCAAAUAUCUACUUAUAAAGAAAAUAUAAGUUCUUUUGAGGAAUGUAAAAGAUCUUUUGUACAUAUAACAUGUGCCUUGUAUACACCAGGAGUUUAUCCUAUAGAUAAUGAGAUAUUCACUGGAAUCUCAAAUUAUCAAGGAAUGGUAUCUCUAGUAAAACUUCAAAGAAAUGCUACAAUUAAGAAUAAGUCGUAUUUUGUUAGGAAAUUUAGUUAUGCUGAAGGAGUAGUACAACAAUUUCCAUUUAAAAUAUUAACACAAAAUAUUAUGAAUGAAACAAGCCAGAUAGAUAUUCCUGCUAUAUUUUGUUGUAUUUGUAAGAGUUGUUUUGGAGUGAUUAUAGCUUGUAGCUAUGCAGGAUGUAACCGUAUGGCCCAUGCUUUAUGUCUUAAUCUUCACGGUUGUUUAGUUGAAACUAUAGCUGAUGUUUCUAAUAUAUCUUCAAAGUCUUAUGGAAAUCUUGAUAUCCCAAAUAAUUCAUCUGGGGUAUUAUAUAUUCCUCCUGGGUCACCUCCUCCAUUUGUAAAUAAUGAACAAGUUAUAUUUAAAUCUGGAGAAAUAUCACAACAUAAUUUACAAUAUUCAGCUCUAACAGAAUUUUCCCAAAGAGUAUAUUGCCCUGAACAUGGUCUAAAUUUAGCUAGGCUUAACCCAGGUGGUAAAUUACUACUUUCAGUACAUUCUUCUUUAAGUAUAGCUCUUGAUGUUAUUGAAAAAUUACAAAGAUGUGAAAAAAUUAAAAGGACUCUUUAUCAUGGACAAAUUGAAAUAUUAAGUAAAGGAUUUCCUUUAAUAUCUCCAGAUAUGACCCAAUCUAUCGAUAUUUUACAAGCUUAUUGGAAUCACUUUAGUAAUAAGAAUUUAUUGCAAUCAGUUAAAAUUAAAGAUGGAGUUAUUUCAAAAUUUAAAGAUUUAGGUAAAUAUAACCCUAAAAAAAUACAAACUAAAUCUUAUAAGAAAUAUAUACCAGUAGGAACGCCUAAGAGAACUAGAUCAUCUGGAGAAGUUAUUUCCGUACCUUCUUUAGAGGAUGCAAUUAAAGAAGCAAGAAAACAACGACAAAUUUAUAAACAAGAACUUGCAGCAGCAGGAAUUGUUAUUCGCAAAAGAUUACCACCUAAUAGAACUCCUACUAUACCUUUCACAAGACUUAGUGAAGAACAACUUAGAGAAGCUGCAAUUAAUUGUUUAAAUUCAAUUGGGCGUAAUCACACUAAAAUAGGAAUGGAGAGAUCUUUAGAAAUCCCUUAUAAUUCUCAAUUCACUUCAGAGAUAUCUAAAAUUUCAAAUAUAUCCCCACCAAAUACAUAUGAGACUUCAAAUAUAAAUAAGUCUAUUGAAAAUAAUUCUAUUAAUAUAUAUCAUUCACAUAAUAAAUCAGAUAAAUGUACUACAAAUAAUGAACUAAAUAUAGAACAAAGUCAAUCAAUAGAAAGUACACAGGACAUAUCCCAAACAGAUCAUCAAAUUUAUACUGCUCAAAACUUACAAUCUAAUGUUUAUUCAACCAAUUUACAAGUAUCUCGUCCAUUUUGCCUUCGACAACACCGUCAUGAUUGCUUUAGACGACGUAUUGCAGAAUUCAUUUUGAAUCCACCAGUAAUUAUGGAUCAUAGAAAGAAAAUGAUCAGAAACUUUACUAGACAAUUACGCCAGUAUGGUGUAACAGCCGAAGAAAUGUUAGUUAGUGAUGUUGCUCUACCAGUCAUCAAAUCAAAGCCUAAUAUGGCUUUAAAUGAAAUAAGUAAACCUAUUAUUAAUAUAAAUCAACAAACAAUUCAAAAUAACAUUGAUCAUAAACAGAUCACUGAUAAUUUGCCUAUUACAGAUAUUACAAAUCAAUAUCCUAUUAAUAGAUAA